Molecule: messenger RNA, 1561 nt
Organism: Phodopus roborovskii (desert hamster)
Lineage: Eukaryota; Metazoa; Chordata; Mammalia; Rodentia; Cricetidae
Gene: Cnbd1
Product: cyclic nucleotide binding domain containing 1
Exons: 13
Coding region: 5-1552 (515 amino acids)
Source: RefSeq, a predicted model, not a curated record
CAAAAUGCCUAUGAAUUCUCUUCCAACAGCUAUUCUUGCUCACAUGGUAGCCAUUAACAAUGUGCCACCCCCUCCACUUCGCAACAUACCAGGCCUGAGACUAAACAGGACCAUAAAUUAUGAUCAGUUGAAUGCCUUAUGCCACAUUAGAGGACUAAAAAGCAUCAGGCAUUCUUCGCUUAAUUUGACAGCUCAUAAUACAUUUAUCAAGCAAUAUCGUCAAAUAUUCUUACCUGAAAAAACAACAUUGCCUAAAAUUUCUCAACUGGGUGAAAAAAGAAAAUUUACUGGAAAAACAGAUGAAAUGAUUCCUCAACCUGAAGAGUCACACAACAUAGGUGUGUAUGUCAGACAAGCACGUGGUGGUCCUACUCUUUAUGAAGAAGAAAGAGCUGCAAUGAAGUUUAUAGAGUUCUUAGCUAUCUUAAAGAAAGUACCAAUUCAUAGAACAAUCCAUGAACACAACACUGUGUGGAGGAUGCUGAAGAAAAUUCCAGUGUUAGCUUCUCAGCUCAGUGAUGAACAUCUGAAAAUUCUCAGUAAGAAAGUAAUUUCUGAAACUUGGAUCAAAGGCAGCACAGUGAUCGGUGAUGAUGGGCUUUAUGUCAUACUGAAGGGUCUGGCUAGACCUCGUGUAAAGGUAUUAAGAAGUCUGACUGAAGAUACUGACUCCAUUAACUCUUCAAUAUCCAGGGAAAGCCUUGCUUUUGAUGCAGAAUUAAUAGACUCUACACUGGCUGAGCUAUACCUGCCUUCACAGGAGUUAGUGCUGAGAAAGUGGAGUACUUUUGGCUCACUGGAAGUUGACCCUGAGACUGGAGUGGAUGCAACUCUGCAUUCAGUUGUGACUGAAGAUGACUGUGAAAUUCUUAAAAUCCCUGCAAAGGAAUAUGAGAAGUUAAAAUUGGAAAAAAUAAAACGUGAAAAUAUCCGAAAGUUGAAAUUAAUCCACAAGUGUCCUUUUUAUGAAAACUGGCCUACUUUGACCAUAUAUGAUCUAGUUUCACUUAGUGAAUGGAAAAUUUUUCCUCCGGGUCAUGUGUUAGUGGAAAGUGGAAGUGUCAUUUCAUUUGUGGGUUUUAUUAAUUCUGGAUAUUGUAACAUUUAUAGAAAUGUUGUUGGACUCGUGAGACUACGAUUAAACAAGGUGAAAAAAGUUAAAAAACUUGUUUAUAUGGGUAAACUUAAAGAGAAGGAGUCAUUUGGUGAGAUCAGUAUUCUUCUUCAAGAUCCUUUCUCAUGUACAAUUAUUACCGGAGGAGAAGUUGAGAUGAUGAUUAUCGAAGAUAAGGAUAUACUUGGUAAAUCACUGGACUCUGUGACCAAGGAACUUAUGAUCCAAACAGCAAAACCAACUUUUGGCCAUCUGACAGAAGAAGAUGUAAAAAAUGAAUAUGUACAGAAGGUACAAGAAAAAGAAUGGAAAUAUUUCAAGAAUAAGACAAUUAAAAGAACCUUGCAAUGUAAUGGAGUUCUUCCUGGCUUCGGAAAAUGGGACCACUACUGGCCAACUAUUCCCAGGAAUCUCAAGGACACGCUUGUUAGUUAUUAAAGAUAUUGG